GAGAGAACGGUGAAAUCUCGCGAUGUUUGGAGAGACAAGCGCACCAGUUGAUAACGUUUGAGUUAACUGUUUAUGUGUCAGCGUAACAGAUUUGCCGGGCACUACAGCUAGAUAUUAUCUAUAUCGGGGUCCGACGAAGGGAAAUAAAUAACAAUAACAGUGGAGAUGCAGCCUGCAACAGCGAAGUGGUAUGACAGAAGGGACUCUGUGUUUGUAGAGUUCUGCGUGGAAGACAGCAAAGAUGUGCAACUAAAGUUUGACAAGUUAAAGUUUGACUUCAGCUGUUUGAAUGGAGCAGAUAAGGUCAAACUCCACAAUACAGUGGACCUUUUUGGGGAGAUUGACCCCAAAGGAUCCAAACACAGACGCACUGACAGGUCUGUGUUGUGUUGUUUACGAAAAGCAGAGGCUGGGAAAUCAUGGCCACGACUCACCAAAGACAAGUCAAAGUGCAACUGGCUGAGUGUGGAUUUCAACAAUUGGAAAGACUGGGAAGAUGAAUCAGAUGAGGACCUGUCAAGUUUUGACAAAUUCUCAGAGGUAAGAAUGCCAAAUAUGUACACUGUCAAAAUUGUUAGUACGUUCAGUUACACUGCACAAGGCACCUGUGGUGCCACCUUUGAAGAGGCAAUGACAUAUGGGUUCUUUGUAUAUCUCCAGAUGAUGAACACUAUGGGAGGAGAUGAUCUACCAGACUUAGAUGCAGCAGAUGAAGAGCAUGGCGCUGCAGACAGUGACGAUGAAAAAAUGCCCGACCUUGAGUAGAUGCAUACAGAUGUCAUCUCAUUAG
Labrus bergylta (ballan wrasse) is the source of this 790-nucleotide messenger RNA. It is a transcript of the gene ptges3a, whose product is annotated as prostaglandin E synthase 3a (cytosolic). Gene Ontology annotation, cellular component: nucleus; cytosol. Lineage: Eukaryota; Metazoa; Chordata; Actinopteri; Labriformes; Labridae. Gene Ontology annotation, biological process: telomerase holoenzyme complex assembly; prostaglandin biosynthetic process; telomere maintenance via telomerase. The record is from RefSeq and is a predicted model, not a curated record. Gene Ontology annotation, molecular function: protein-folding chaperone binding; Hsp90 protein binding; prostaglandin-E synthase activity.